Molecule: messenger RNA, 1088 nt
Organism: Suillus bovinus
Lineage: Eukaryota; Fungi; Basidiomycota; Agaricomycetes; Boletales; Suillaceae
Product: glycoside hydrolase family 16 protein
Exons: 4
Coding region: 63-932 (289 amino acids)
Biological process (GO): glucan catabolic process
Molecular function (GO): hydrolase activity, hydrolyzing O-glycosyl compounds
Source: RefSeq, a predicted model, not a curated record
UACCAGGCUGAAGAUUUUUUCAAGCACGUACCACAUAUAAAGAUUCAACUUGAAUUUGGCUAAUGGUCUUCCAUUUACCUAGUGACUGGGACUUCUAUACCGGCUCAGACCCUACCGGUGGAAACGUCAUCUACCAAAACAAGUCGGCCGCAGAGUCCGAGAGACUUGCAUAUGUCGAUUACUCCGACUACACAACGGUCCUUGCAGUUGAUUCGACCAGCACUGUUGCCGCUGGCGGCGAUCGUAACGCUGUUCGUAUCACAUCACAAAAUAGCUAUAGCGGUGGUCUCUUUAUCAUGGAUGCCGUCAAAAUGCCUGUCGGCUGUUCUACGUGGCCUAGUUUCUGGACUGUUGGGCCGAACUGGCCAUAUGGGGGUGAAAUUGACAUUGUCGAGGGCAUCAAUGACCAGGCAAAAAAUCAGAUGACACUUCACAGUGGCACAAAUCACGCCUGCACCAUCGAUACGAAUGAUUCCGAUGAGUUUACAGGCUCCAUCCUCUCGAGCAACUGUUACAGCACCGAGACCUCAGACUCAGGCUGUAGUAUUAUGGAUAGUAGCUCAACGUCUUUUGCGUAUGGAUUCAACAAUGCAGGGGGUGGUGUCUUUGCGCUUUUGUGGGACAAUUCCACUGGCAUGUCAAUGUGGCACUUCGCUCGGUCUAACAUCCCUACUGACCUCACGGCCCGAGUACCCACGCCUUCCAGUUGGGGCACUCCGUCUGGUUUCUGGUCUGAAAAAACCUGCGAUAUAACAGACAACUUCUACGACCAUCAGAUGGUCAUCGAUACUACCAUCUGCGGCAAUUGGGCAGGCGGUGCCUACUCGCAAUCUGGAUGCCCAGGAACGUGCGCAGAUAUGAUUGCCAAUGCUAGUAACUACGUCGACGCUAAGUGGGUUAUAAACUACGUUGCUGUCUAUCAGUAUCAGUAACCAUUCACCUCAAUCGUUUAUUUUUUCUACUGCCGGUUGGGGCAGGGUCUCAUGCUGGACAUUGUUGCAUAUCCGAGUUCAUACUAUUAUAAUUUGUCUUGUUUAAUGCAUUAAGUGCAUGAAAUUCUCGGAAAUAGAAGUUUGCUGAAGUGUGAA